Coniophora puteana RWD-64-598 SS2 is the source of this 1525-nucleotide messenger RNA. RefSeq lists its product as uncharacterized. The transcript has 6 exons. Lineage: Eukaryota; Fungi; Basidiomycota; Agaricomycetes; Boletales; Coniophoraceae. The record is from RefSeq and is a predicted model, not a curated record. Bases 1 to 1164 code for a protein of 387 amino acids.
AUGCGAUACGAAGACUACCGCGCCAAUAUCAUCGUGGACGGACAAGAGCUCGAUGAAUACGCAGUUCUCAUCGACCAGGAAGAGGAGACCGCCACCUGUUACGUCCCUUCGCAAGUGGGCAAGAACUUCUCGGUGAAAUGGACAUGCGUGGCCGAAUAUCGCGAUCAAGCAAGUAAAGGGACAGUGACCAUCGAUGGCAUAUUCUGCGGAGCGAGUACAAUCCAUACAGGCGAGCGUGGGCUGCGCGACACUGCGCAAAGGUAUCAUGUCGCGGUGGAUGAUAGGACGGUCAGGCAGUUUGAGUUCGCGGAGCUUGCGACCACGGAUGAUGACGACCAUGUCGAGUCCGGCAACCUGGAAGAUGUCGGCGAGAUCAAACUCGAGAUACGCAGAGGCAGGCUGGUACCGAAGACACGACGACGUUCAUCACAAGUGGCCAUUUCGGCACAACGGGACCGACGGCGACGCGAGAGCGGGCAAGGUCCAUGCGAUUUCGAGCGUCCACGGGUGGUGCAUGAGCGGUCGAAGAAGGCGUUGUCGCAUUGCGUUCGAUUCGAUAGUACGCCGUCGCGUCAUGGACCGCCGCCCUCGCACCGUUUGGGUCCCGACUACGCGUUGAAAGAGUCACUCCCCCGCAUAUCCUUUGUGUUUCGGUAUCGACCGCUGGAGGUCCUGCAGGCACAAGGCUUCGCCCCCCUCCCUCGAAAGAAAGUGAUACCGCCACCACGACCACGUAUACGACCCCAGAUUCACACCGACACCUCAAACCACGCGUCAUCUCCAUCCUGUCCCCCCGCCCCCACUCUUGCCCCUGUGCCCGCCCCUGUUCUCACACCCCAACCUGUACUGACACCCACCGAAGAAGACGACAGCGAUAUCGAGUUUAUCGAGGUGCGCUACCCUGACCCUCCAGCACCGGAGCUCGAAGAUGUGCAGAGUCGCAUUCAGGUCUUGAAGAAUGAGCUAGCACAGCUCGAGGCUCGACAAGCCCAAACAAUGGUCGGAAUCAAGCAGGAAGACGUGGGUCUCGGCGCUGACAUCUACGCGAACGCGGGCUUCGGCAUGGAUUUCGCGGACACUGAGGACGAUAUGAGAGAUGCGGAGCAGGUCGAGCGUGAGAUCUGUGCGAUCGUCGAGCCGGACAUCAUCGUGAUUGAUGAUUGAGUCUAACUCGGACGCGAACUAUCAUGGUCUUGGUGCGAGCAUGACAUUUUGGGACUGUACGCUGGGCCAGGUCCGGAGCCUCAUCUGGGAUACUUUGGCUUGUUUUCUCCUGAGGUUUCAUGUGGGCAUAGGAGAAUUGGGGGAACAUAUACGGAACACUGCAUUCACAAGGAACGGGAUUACUCGUAUCUUCAAUAUUUCUGCCCGCUUUUGUUUGGUUUGUUGUUUGUGCUCUUGAUCAGAUCCCCUUGAGAUCAGAUGCGCUCUCGAUCCGGACAUCCUCAAUCGUUUUGGGCCAAUACUCCCGUUGAUAAGAUAAUGGUCCCUGAGCUGGCGCUUCGUUCGUCGCCAUCCUUUCCUC